AUGGCUGAUAUUCUAUGGAGUAGUUUUGAUGUUAACGGUAUAUCAACAUUCAUGGGUUCAGAUCCAUAUCAUCCUUAUGCAAAAUUAUUUCGUAUAAGUUCAAACAAAGUAACAAAAGCCUCACCUGAAGUUGAUAGUCGAUCACUUACUGUUCAAGCAAAUGAUGAACGUCGAUCAGGAUCAAAUGAAAUUCUGCAAGCCAAAAAAAGCUUGACAAGAUACAGAUCGUGGCCCAUAUCAUUGCCCUAUAAAUAUUUAUAG
Rotaria sp. Silwood1 is the source of this 261-nucleotide messenger RNA. The record is from the annotation of a GenBank genome assembly. NCBI's taxonomy places the organism in Eukaryota, Metazoa, Rotifera, Eurotatoria, Philodinida, Philodinidae.